GUUAAGCUCAGUCAGCCAGCCAGCCAUCCCAUCUCAUAGCAGCUAAAGGUUGAGGAGUUUGGUCUUUGGUCAACAAAAUCAAAAUACUUCGCUUGAUCGCGAUAGUUGUUGCAGGUUGUCUCAACCUUUUAUAAAAAAUCGAAGCUGUUUCGUUAUUCACGUGUUAUUCGUUAGUUAUAAACAAGAAUGAGUGACGAUGACCGUGAUAUCGACAUCGAGAGUGAUGAAGGUGAUGAUUCCGAUUCAAGACAGCGCCAUUCGAAUAAUACCCAAUAUUAUUCUCAGGCUGAAAAAAGGGCUCACCACAAUGCAUUGGAAAGGAAGCGAAGGGACCACAUCAAAGAUAGCUUUUCCAGUCUGAGAGAUACCGUUCCAGCGCUACAAGGUGAAAAAGUAGCAAGCAGAGCGCAGAUACUUAAAAAAGCAGCAGAAUACAUACAGUUCAUGCGGCGCAAAAAUUCGUCGCAUCAACAAGAUAUUGACGAUCUUAAGAGGCAAAAUAGUUUACUCGAAUCACAAAUUCGUACAUUGGAGAAAGCCAAGAUCACUGGAAACUUUGCAGCUGAAUCGUGCGAAGUUUCCAAGUCGGACUCAGCAGGGAUUGGCGGCUACAAUGACUCGGAGUCUGAGUCUUCUGACAGUGAGACAGGCCGAGCGAUACGUCAUCCAAAGAAAUUGAAAAUAGCGGGACUUCAUCACUGACCCGAGCAUUCUCCCCUCCCUCCCAUUUCUCAAAAAACCACAGCUCGCUUUCGCAUUACAAUCUAAUCGAAUCUUUAUUUUGUAAAGAAAAACAAACAAACAAAAUACUAAGAAAAAUCGCAAGAACAAAACAAUUCAUAAAUGAAAAAACCGGAAGAAAAAAAACACAAUCAACUUGUUGUAAUUAUGAAUAAUUAUAUAAGUGUAUUAUGUAAACAUAUUGUAAAGUAGGUACUUAUUUAAGAGAAUAAAUAUUAGUCUGUUCGUACACAACAGAUAAAAAUGAAUUUAGUUUAUCAUCUAGAUAUGCGCAAUGCUUUGUUUCUCAUUCUAUUGUUAUUUCUUUAAACUUAUUUACGAGUGUUUUCUCACUAUAUUCUUCGACUUGUAGAUGUAAUGUUAUUUUUUCGUUUUCACUUUCCAUCUAAAUGGUCGAUCGUUGCUCGUAGAUUAUGCGUUGAAAUCCCCUGCAGUCAAUUUGUAUAUAGGGCUUAUAUCAGGGUGUUGUUAAUUAUUAUUUUCGACUGGUAAGCACUCGCAACAAUAUACAAAUAACAAAAUUUUGUUCCUCUAUUUUUCUUUAACAAAAAUUAGACAUGGUUUUUGAAGAAAAAAAAUUCUACCGCCAAACAAAUUCUGCAACUAUCAACAAAAAAAAUAUUUUUAAGGCAAAUUUGCAAAUAAAAGAUUUAGCAAAUUUAUGUGAAAGUAUGAACAGUGAAAUUACAAUUAUAAUUAGUACGGAACUUUGUGUUAAUUUGACUCAUCAUUGUCUGUACUUAUGAUUGAUUCAAAAGGCAAAUUGUUAUUCAUCCAAAACAAAUUGAUUGAAUAUACUCAUAAAAAAAAUGUGUAAAUGAUUUGUGGUCUUUUUCCAUUUCAAUAAAUUACUGAUCACUCCUCCGUA
Messenger RNA from Venturia canescens, 1609 nucleotides. It is a transcript of the gene Max, whose product is annotated as MYC associated factor X. Bases 187 to 702 code for a protein of 171 amino acids. Gene Ontology annotation, molecular function: DNA-binding transcription factor activity; protein dimerization activity. The transcript is spliced from 4 exons. The record is from RefSeq and is a predicted model, not a curated record. Lineage: Eukaryota; Metazoa; Arthropoda; Insecta; Hymenoptera; Ichneumonidae. Gene Ontology annotation, biological process: positive regulation of transcription by RNA polymerase II. Gene Ontology annotation, cellular component: RNA polymerase II transcription regulator complex.